AUGGGAGUGGACGAGAAAUUUCUCGUUCCUUCUUUGUAUUUGCUGACGGGAAAAUUCUCGUUCUUGAUCACAUCCCCUCCUCCUCCGAUCAAAACGAUACAGCAUUUACUCUUCGCCGUUGUACUCUCCGAGGUCACGCUGAUACUCGCGACGGAAGGUGCAAUGAGCCCGACGGAUGAGGUCAUCAUGGCUAAACAUCUCCUUGAAUCGACUCUCAUGGGUGGAUUUUUUUUCCUUGGGCUGAUGAUAGGCAGGCAGCACCACUACAUGAGAGAGCUGCGCAUGAGAAGGAAGAGAAUGGAAGUUAUAAAGAAAGAAGGAACGGUUUUGAAAGGUGAGAAAGCCAGAACUUUAGAAGAAGUCAAAAGCUUGAAACAAGAGAUCACGUCCCUUGCAUUCAGAUCAUCAAGACUGCCACUGUCCCUGCCAAGCUUUGCAAGAGGGAGGGUACCAAGCAGUUCCACAAGAGAUCACAUCCCUUGA
Eruca vesicaria subsp. sativa (arugula) is the source of this 483-nucleotide messenger RNA. The record is from the annotation of a GenBank genome assembly. Lineage: Eukaryota; Viridiplantae; Streptophyta; Magnoliopsida; Brassicales; Brassicaceae.